AUGGCAGCCGCGCUGCUCGCCCGGGCCUGCGGCCCCAGCCUCCGAGCUCUGCGUCCUUGGGACUGGCGUCAGUUGCACACUAUCUACCAGUCUGUGGAACUUCCCGAGACGCACCAGAUGCUGCGUCAGACGUGCCGGGAAUUUGCCGAGAAGGAGCUGGUUCCCAUUGCCGCCCAGGUGGACAAGGAGCAUCGCUUCCCGACAGCCCAGGUGAAGAAGAUGGGCGAGCUCGGGCUUCUGGCCAUGGAUGUGCCCGAGGAGCUAAAUGGUGCCGGCCUUGAUUACCUGGCCUAUGCCAUUGCCAUGGAGGAGAUCAGUCGGGGCUGUGCCUCUACAGGAGUCAUCAUGAGUGUCAACAACUCCCUCUACUUGGGGCCUCUCCUGAAGUUCGGCUCCAAGGAGCAGAAGCAGCUGUGGAUUACCCCUUUUACCGGUGGUGACAAAAUUGGCUGCUUUGCACUCAGUGAACCAGGGAAUGGCAGCGACGCAGGAGCCGCCUCCACCACCGCCCGAGCGGAGGGCAACUCGUGGGUCCUGAACGGCACCAAGGCCUGGAUCACCAACGCGUGGGAGGCCUCCGCCACCGUGGUCUUUGCCAGCACAGACAGAUCCUUGCACAACAAGGGCAUCAGUGCCUUCUUGGUUCCCAUGCCGACGCCUGGGCUCACGCUGGGGAAGAAGGAAGACAAGCUGGGCAUCCGGGCCUCAUCCACGGCCAACCUCAUCUUUGAGGACUGCCACAUCCCCAAGGACAACCUGCUGGGGGAGCUGGGGAUGGGCUUCAAGAUAGCCAUGCAAACCCUGGACAUGGGGCGCAUUGGCAUUGCCGCCCAGGCCCUGGGCAUCGCCCAGGCCGCCCUCGAUUGUGCUGUGAACUAUGCCGAGAAUCGCAAGGCCUUCGGGGCCCCCCUCACCAAGCUCCAGAGCAUCCAGUUCAAGCUGGCGGACAUGGCCCUGGCCCUGGAGAGUGCCCGGCUGCUGACCUGGCGUGCUGCCAUGUUGAAGGAUAACAAGAAGCCUUUUACCAAGGAAGCAGCAAUGGCCAAGCUGGCUGCGUCGGAGGCUGCAACUGCCAUCAGCCACCAGGCCAUCCAGAUCCUGGGUGGCAUGGGCUACGUGACAGAGAUGCCGGCCGAACGGCACUACCGCGACGCGCGCAUCACUGAGAUUUAUGAAGGCACCAGCGAGAUCCAGAGGCUGGUGAUCGCUGGGCACCUGCUCAAGAGCUACCGGAGCUGA
Puma concolor (puma) is the source of this 1239-nucleotide messenger RNA. It is a transcript of the gene ACADS, whose product is annotated as acyl-CoA dehydrogenase short chain. Gene Ontology annotation, biological process: butyrate catabolic process; fatty acid beta-oxidation using acyl-CoA dehydrogenase. Gene Ontology annotation, cellular component: mitochondrion. Lineage: Eukaryota; Metazoa; Chordata; Mammalia; Carnivora; Felidae. Gene Ontology annotation, molecular function: flavin adenine dinucleotide binding; short-chain fatty acyl-CoA dehydrogenase activity. The record is from RefSeq and is a predicted model, not a curated record.